Molecule: messenger RNA, 2103 nt
Organism: Syngnathoides biaculeatus (alligator pipefish)
Lineage: Eukaryota; Metazoa; Chordata; Actinopteri; Syngnathiformes; Syngnathidae
Product: polyhomeotic-like protein 2
Exons: 7
Coding region: 320-1141 (273 amino acids)
Cellular component (GO): PRC1 complex; nucleus
Molecular function (GO): zinc ion binding; protein binding
Source: RefSeq, a predicted model, not a curated record
UGUCGCUGUUGUUGUCCGGCGUGGGACAAGCGCACCGACAAGACCCCGCAAGUGUCGCCGUGCACGUUUCUGUCCCAUUUGAAGAGUUGCGUUUUACUCUUAACGCACUUCGAGGCCAUGAACAGGUCGCGAUGAUGAGCCGAUCCGGGCCUUAGUUCUCUCGGCUGGGCUCAGAUGAAUGUUUGCGAGUGAAUGAGACGCCGUCCGCAGCAGUGGAACAAAGGCGUCCUCCUCCCUGGCUGGACCUCACCAUUGUUUGAGCCGGAGCGAGGGCGCCUCUUUCCCCGAGUGGUCCGAAGGGGCGCCCCGUGUUCCAGUCAUGACCGCCGGGAAUGCCAACACAAACAGCAGCCGAUACAGAGGAGAGAGCAAGCCGGCCCAGACUCUAGUUAAAUCCCACAUCCUGACCCAUUUAAUCGAGGGCUUUGUUAUCCAGGAGGGUGCUGAGCCUUUCCCCGUGGAACGUCCAUCUUUCUCAGUUGAUUGCCUCAGAACACACACGUCUGACUCCAGAAUGAACGGACUUUCGUCAAAGGAUUUAAAGACUCACCAAGAGCCCAUGCUUACCUGUGAGCUUUGUGGCAAGGUGGACUUUGCGUACAUCUUCAAAAGGUCCAAGAGGUUCUGUUCGACACUAUGUGGUAAAAGGUACAAUGUAGGAUGCACAAAAAGAAUGGGUCUCUUCCCAAACCGCAAAUCUACUACCGAGGACAUGAAGAAACAAAGAGGACUGAAUGAAAACAACAAAAACUCCAGUUUGGAGUCAAAAGACAAGACACCUUCCUGCGUGCAGAAGUCUGCCGGUCAUGUGACUCAGCCUGCACAGGGAGAAUCCAGCCAAUGUUCGGACUUGCCCAGCUGUAAUCCAGACCCGCUCCCUCCCUCGGCCCACCAGUGGGGGCCUCGGGCGCGAGGCGCUGAAGUCCCGAGAGAACCCAGCCAGUGGAACGUGGACGACGUUUACGUUUUCAUAUGCUCUCUGCCAGGUUGUCUGGAGAUCGCGGAAGGCUUUCGUUCGCAAGAGAUCGACGGUCAAGCUCUGCUCCUGCUCAAGGAGGACCAUCUCGUGGGGGCCAUGAACAUCAAACUGGGCCCCGCGCUCAAGAUCGCUGCCCAGAUUGGCAUCCUCAAAGACUUGUAGCGCAUCUCUCACGCAUGCAUUUUUGUAUUUCAUCUCUGGCGCAGGGAACGAGUCAAAACGUUACAUUGCGCGUAAUACUGCGCGUGGGUACUUUCAAGACGUCUGUCUUCUUUGUUUCACAGUAGUUAAAAGGGUAGUCACCUUCUCGUUAAAAAACUAGUCAUGAGCUGCAGCGGUUUUUGGUCCUUCCAACAAAAUGCAGAACAGUUUGGGUUUUUCUAGAAAGAGAAAGUGAGAAGCAAAGGUUUGCGUUGAUCAGUUGCAGAGUUUUUUGUGUGGUUUAGUUGGGUGACAGACCCGCAAUCCCUCACUGAGUCUUUUAUACAUUAGCACAGCGAUUAGCCAAUUGCAUUCUUGCAAAUCCUCGUGUGUGUGUGUGUGUGUGUGUGUGUGUGGUUCACUUCCAGAAGAAUCUGUAAGGUUCUGAUGUUGAUUAGGGCUUUAGUUUUACGUUUAAGACCGAAAAGGUAGACUGGAGAUCGCAAUUAUCAUUGGCUCCAUGCUUCAGGUAUGGUUUUUUUGCCAAAAAUGACCACCACAUCCCAUAAAGCAAUGCAAAUGCCAUUGUGUGUGUGUGUUUUUUUUUUUUUUUGGGGGGGGGGUUCAACAUUUGCACUCCAGAAAGGGCUAAAAUGCUUACAAUUAAUAUGUCAUUAUAAAUUCUGUUUUCAACUAUUUCUACGUUGCAUGGGGUUUAUUUAAUUAACAGUAAAAAAAUCAGUUAAAUGUAACUAUUCUGGAUUCAAUUAUUUUAAUUCAUUUCAACGGGAAUCAUAACCUGUUUGCAAAAUUUUAAAUUUGGGAACAGGGUGAUGGAACAAAUUAUAUUUGUAAAGCGUGGUUUCAUUGUAUUCUACUGUCAGGUCAUACAGACAGUCAUGUGUAUAUAUAUUUUUUUUAUUUGCAUACUUCACCUUUAAAUACGUUGUCACUAUUCAUACAGCAAUCUAGAAUUGAAACUU